Molecule: messenger RNA, 5936 nt
Organism: Penaeus chinensis
Lineage: Eukaryota; Metazoa; Arthropoda; Malacostraca; Decapoda; Penaeidae
Product: kelch-like protein diablo
Exons: 14
Coding region: 102-1925 (607 amino acids)
Molecular function (GO): protein binding
Source: RefSeq, a predicted model, not a curated record
CCUCUAGUAUUGUUGUCAGCUGGUGGCAACAAGACGGGAAUUGAAGAGGAAGGAUGGGGGAUAAAAAAUUCAUGAGGAAUUGGUAGCCCUCUCUUGUAAGAAUGUCUCGCAAAGAGACACCAACUACGGCUGGCCAGAGGGCUGGGCCUGAAGGGGGGUCAGAGUCACAGGUGUCCUCACCAAGUGAAGAUUGCAAGUUUGUCAAUGCUGCCCACCCAGAAGCUGUGCUUGGUGGAUUGAAUGACUUGCGGAAAAAAGGACACUUUUGUGACGUGACCUUAUGUGUAGAUGGGCAAACAUUCCCUGUACACAGAUCAGUGUUGGCAUCAUUCAGCCCCUACUUUAGAGCUAUGUUUUUGAGCAGCUUAGCAGAAUCUCAAUCAGAGCACGUAACCUUAAGUGGAGUAGAUGCGAAUAUGGUCUCCAUACUAUUAGACUACGCAUAUACUUCUGCAAUAACAAUCACAGAGAGCAAUGUUCAGGCCCUCCUAAGUGCAUCAAAUCUAUUGGAAGUAUCUGCUGUGAGAGAGGCAUGCUGCCGAUUCCUGGAACGUCAUAUUGAUGUCUCAAAUUGUGUUGGAAUCCAUUGCUUUGCCGAAGCACAUGCCUGUCAUGAGCUCACCAAGAAAGCCAAAGCCUAUACAUUAAGAAAUUUCACAAAUGUGGUUGUGGGAGAAGAAUGGUUGAGUCUCCCUGUCGAAAAGGUCGUCGAGAUCAUUUCUGCAGAUGAGUUGGAGGUGGAAAGGGAAGAGCAUGUGUUUGGAGCUGCCACAGCUUGGCUUCACCAUUCCUACCAAGCAAGAGCACCUACUUUCCAUAAGGUCUUGGAGAAUGUGAGACUAGCCCUUGUUAGUCCUUAUUUUUUAGUGGAUGUUGUGGAAGGAGAAAUGGCCGUGAGAUCCUCGCCGGAGUGCCGUGUGAUAGUGGAGGAGGCGAGGCUCUACCAUCUCCUUCCCGACAGACGCCACCAGCUGACAUCCCCGAGAACGAGACAUCGAAGGAACACGAACACAACGACUGUAAUUGUGGCAGUGGGCGGUGAGGAUAACAAACUAGUGUUGCGAUCAGUUGAAUGUUACGACCCACAUGCUCACUGCUGGAGGAGUCUCUCUUGUCUGCCGUUUGCCGUGAGUAAACAUGGACUAGUUGUUUCUGGAGAAAAUGUUCUGUAUUUAGCGGGUGGUGAAUUUCCUGAUGGCACUGUCACACGGUGUAUGUGGCGCUAUGAUCCUGUGUUAGACGAGUGGCAUGAUCUAGCUCCUAUGUCAAUGCCAAGAUCUGAAUUAGGAGCUGCCUCUCUCGAUGGAUAUAUUUAUGCUGUAGGUGGAUGGGAUGGGUCCAGCAGAUUGGACUCUGUGGAACGUUAUGAUCCACGGACAAACUCAUGGAAGGAAGUUGCCCCAAUGAAGUUGUCCCUCACAUCACCAGCUGUGGCCGCCUGCCAAGGAAAGCUGUAUGUUUGCGGAGGGGCUAUCUUAGAGGAUGGAGAUGGCAUUGACAUGGCUCAAGUGUAUGACCCUCACACAGACACGUGGGAGCAACUUCCUUCAAUGAUCAUUCCUCGGAGUGGUUCAGCAGCAGCAGUUCUUCAUGGACUCAUUUAUAUCAUUGGAGGAUGGCAUGCUUCAACAGAAAAUACAAAUAAAGUAGAGAGGUUUGAUCCAAGAACCAGUACAUGGCAGACUGUGGCCGGCAUGUGUGAACGCCGCUAUAGACCAGGUGUAGCAGUGGUUGACAGUAAGAUCUACAUACUUGGAGGAGAGGAUGGUUGGGAGCACUUCCAUGACACCAUUGAAUCUUACAGCCCCACAGAAGAUAAAUGGACUCCUAUCGGUGAAAUGCUGACAGGCAGAUCGUGGCUUUCCUGCGCACCACUCAGGAUCAAAAAGGAGAUUUUAGGCGACUUGGCGACACCCCUGUCUUGACAUCCACGAGCCUCCACCAAUCAGGCACGACAAACACUUUGGAAGUAGAUGGAGCAACCUCCAACUCUUUCGAUCCUGUAGAUUUUUACAAUAAGGAUGUGUUUGUUCUUUCUGAAGAUAGUUAUUUUAGAUCUAAGAGCAUGAUGUGUGAAGGGACUUUACUGCAUUGUCAGGUUGACAAAGAGUAAAAAAUCAUAGUGAAUGAAUAUUGGAAAACAUGAAGGAUGCAGAACUUUUAGUAUGUUUAUGAGGUAUAGAAAAAGGGAAAGAUCAUUGCAGAAAAAUGAUAAUGUGUUCCACACACACAACUCAUAUGCUCUUUUCAUUGGUGGAGGCUCAAGAACCCGGCAUUGGUGUGGAAGGGGGUGACCCAAAGGGCAAGCUGGAUGCUUUUUCUCAUUCUGGAAUAUAAGUUCAUCCUGUUUUGUUCUUUUCCUUUGUAUAUUCUUGUCUGUUCAUAUUCUUUCUUAUCUUAUCUAUUUCCUUUUCUGUUUCAGUUCAUGUGUAUUUAUUAUUAUGAUUAUUUUACAAGACAUAUUGCACAUUAUACAUCCCUGUUAGUAGUGUUUAUUAUUGGUUUAUUCUUACGAAAAUGGAAUAAAAAACCUGAUCCUAUGUUUCUAUCUGUUCCAUUUUAUGUGAAUGGAAUUCAUUAUAUUUGAUAUGUGAUGUGUAUUGUGUCUUGUGUAUUUAUUUAUUCAUAUUAAUUGUAUUCAGAGAAUGACUAAUUUUCUUUUACCUUUUUAUGUUUCUCCUUUUCUUUUAUUCUCUCUCUCUUUCCCCUGCCUGCUCACAAAUUAUUUUGCAAUUAAGGAAAAUAGAGAGAGAGAAAAACAGUGCAAAUUGCAGCUCUCUUUUGUAGUCUUAUAAGCUUUAUUUAGAUUUAUUAAGCAUUAUAGUUUCAUUGCUUGGGUAUUCUUUAUUUGAAGCGAUAAAAAGAACUUUGAGAUGCUAGUGAAUGAUUGUGUAGAUAGGUUAUAUAUACAUACAUACAUAACUGUUAAAAAGAGAUUUCAAAUCAAACUGCCAUAACCUAUACAAAACUCAAUAUAGAGCCUUGAAUGAUGAGUUUUGUAGUUGUAGUUGUAUGCCUUUGAUGAAAAUGAUGCAAGUGAUCCUCUAGCAAUAUAUAUAACAGAAAGUAUUAAAGUGAAAAAGUAUUAAUGUCACGUACAUUUCAGUGUCCCUUUGCGCUUCAUGUGUGAUAGAGUCAUGGAAGUGGCUUUUAUAAAGAUCUGUUUAAAAAGAUAUAUAUUUUAAAAAAUAGAAAAAAAAGAUGAAGGUUGCCAUAACUUUUAGAUAAUGCAAUAAGCUUGUAGUGUAGGAAAAUGGGAAAGUGAAGAUAUUCUGCAUAGGAAGCAAAUGCAACUUGCAGAUCUGAAACAUUUUGAAUAGAAAUGUUUGUUUCUUUUACAGUUGCCACUGCAUUUGUCUUAUGUAAAAUUGUUCACAGCCAUGAUUGAGCUUCAUCAAAUAUCACAUUAAAUUUCAAAUCUUUAUUUGAAGUGUCAGGUGUGAUGUAUGAAGAAUCAAUUUUUUUUUUCUUAAAUAUCAGUCACAAAUGCAGCUGUUUUAAGUUAUUGAAACCUGAAUAUAAAUUAUUUUUAUUUAAUACAAAAAAUCAGUCUCAUCUCCCAGUUAGGAUCUAUAUUUAGUAGCUUAGCAUUAGGUAUAAUCAUGUAGGUAAGUGAGGUUGUGAUAUGACAUGACAUAAAAUGGGUAAUAUACGGUAUAUUAUAAUAUGAGUAAUACCAUAUCAGUCUUAAUGUCACACAUCCUCUGUUAGAGCAGUUUCAUUAGUAAGUGUGUUGUUAGUAUAUUGUCUCUCAAAUUAUCCUUUGGAAGGGUGUGACACAUUACAGUCACAAUGUUUGAUAACCCAGUGAUUUUGAAGACAUCUUUUCUCACAAACUUUAUCACAAAUUAUUUUUAGUUUCUUUCUCAUUAUACGGUUGGACCAAUACAUAUUUUUUGGUAACUGUACAUUUAUAGGCUUAUGCCAAGGAAGAACUGUUUUCCCACCUUUUAUGAGAAAAUACCAACAUGUUCCUCUCUCGGUUUAAUAUCACUUGAAAGUUUCCUAUCAAUUACUUUGUCUUUUAUUAUAUUCUUAGAAUUUCUUUUUAUUUGUUUAAAUAGCAUAAUGUACAACUGUUUAUCUAGUUCUGCUCAGUGUUUCCAUUAUAAAGAUCAGCUCUUUACCAACUCUUGCUUGUAACUACUUCAUAGAUCACUUGAUACCCUAGCUCUGACUGUUUCUCCUACUAACAUACAAGCCCUCGCUAUAUGCUACUUGCCUUGUAUGAUUCAAUAUAAACCAAUCAAUAGUUGUACUUUGGCAGAGUUUGAAGUGCAGUGUGAAAAGAAUUACUAGGCGAGUCUAUUUUAGGUGUACCCAUCGGAAUUACAGAAUAAUAGGUCUUUAGUAUCUGUUAACUUAUGGUUAGUGCUGUAUAGUAAUAACUUUUGUGAUGGUUGCUUGUCUUUACUGACAUGACUGAUUAAGUCUUUUUAGCAAAGAGCAGAGGUUAGUGUAGUGUCAGUUGACUUUAGUAGGUGUUCAUUUUCUUAGAAGCAUUAAGUAGAAUUAUAUGUGUUCUAUGGCAAUCAAGUGUGUACCAUGACAGGUUGCUUAAAAGGAGUAUGUGAAUGUAGUGUGGUCAUGUUCUGCUUAGCGUCCUUGAAACAUUUAUUGAAAUGCAAUAUAUGACUUGAACACUAAUUCAAGUCAUAUAUCUACUAAUAGCUAUGGGAUUCUGUAGUGACUCAGUAUUGACUAAUUAGCACUUGUUUGGAUGUAUUUCAUGGAAAUAAACUUAAUCAGAAGGUGUGCUACAAGAGAUGCACAAUGUGCAAAGUUAAACACUGGAUGCCACAGACAUAUAAGCUAUUGGAUAUUUCGGGAAUGGACGUUAUGCAGUGCUUGGUUGAUCAAUGUAGCUUUUACCCCUAGUCUUGCAGAAAUUUUGCUCCAGUAGCUCAUGUAAUUUUUGACCAUAUAAUAUCUGUGAUAUGUAGUUAUACUCAGUUUACUUUUCUGUUGUUUUUCACCAUUGCACGAAAGUGAGAUUAGUCUACUUUUUAAGAUUUGUAUUUUUAGUUAUCACAGAUGAGCAGUAUUAGACUAGAAUAGUUGAGGCUUCAUUAGCACAUAUCUAACACAUAGUACUUGUGUGUGUCAGGCCUCAUAAAAUUUAUAAUUACACACAUGGCAGCUUAUGUGAAUCCUAAUUUUGUUUUGAAGUUAUUGGCUAUAUUUAUCUGAUUUUACCAUAGAUAUUUAUGUUAGUAUUAUCUGAUUUAUUUUGAAGUAUACAUAUUUACAUUAUUUAUAUGCUGUUCAGAUUGUCAUAUAUUUGGCAUCACCAAAAAGGACAUGAAAUAUUUGACAGUGGUUGUAGAAUUCCAGGCAUCCAUUGGCAUUUGUUGUACCAUGUGACGUCCAUUAACCCAUACUGUAGGUCUACAUAUCUCAGUAAGUAAAUGAAAAUACUAGGAUUACUUUUUAUAUAUUUGAUAUCUGUAUUAGGAUACUUUAAGGAUGUAGGCUUGAGUAAUUUCUAUGGAAAACUGGGAAGCAAUUUUCACCAGAUGUUGUAAGCUAGACUAUACAAUUCAUAUAUGUGAAAACUGAAACAUUUGGCAACUUAUUUUAUUCAUAGCGUUAUGAGUGAUUUUGCCUGUCUGCGUGUGUGUGUGUGCAUCAUGUGCAUUUGUUUUGUCUAACAGUUUGGGCAUUAACAUAUUUGUGUCCCUUAACAAGGAAGAUCAGCAAUGCCAAUAGUUUCAUAAUAAUUCUACUACAAAAUGAAGCUUUAUGCCAUAUUUUACUUGCUUCUGUCUAGUCUCGGGUAUUAGCCUCACAGUAAUGUAACUGGGUAAUCUUGGUAUAUCAUGUGUUCAUAACAGCAGAGUUACAAAAGAUUAUACAAUAUGUGUAUUUUAUGACAUGUUUUCUAUAUUAUUACAUAUACUUUCAAAAUAUAUGUUCAGCCUUAACAGGGUAAUUAA